GUUCUGCAGCUGGGUUUUAGCAUCUCCCUGCUUUGUUCUUACUGCGGCUGUAAGUUCACCUGUAGAAUCCCUUCAUCAAGGAAGAACCAGUGCAGGGAGAGUGAACGGCUGGAAGUAACUGUCAGGAGACUACUGCAAUGGCAGAUCAUUCAGUGGUGGACCACUUGACACGACUGAGACUCAAACUCCUAGAAAAGAGAAUAGAAAAUGAACGGGAGAACCUAGAGAAGAUGGAGUCGCCUCUUCCAGCUGCAAGGAACAGAUGUGAGGAUGUGCUACAAAGUGCCUUAAGGCGAAGGAAAGAUCUCUUGCAGGAGCUAAGGGAGCAGCACCUUCUGGAAGAGCUUUCGCAGCCCCCUGCACCAGCUGGAGGACACUGUCACAACCACAGAGCUGCUGCCCCACACAUCUACCAGAUACCUUUUCCAGCUCCAGAGGAGCCACCAAGGAUUAUCCAGCAGAUGAUGCCACCUCAGCCUGCCACCAUCAUCCAGCAGCUACCUCAGCAGCAGUCUCCUCUGAUCACACAGAUCCCCCCUGCCCAACCUUUUGCAGCCCUCCGCUCUGGAAGCAUUAAAGAAGAUAUGGUAGAGAUGAUGCUCAUGCAGAACGCUCAGAUGCACCAGAUCAUCAUGCAGAACAUGAUGCUGAAGGCUCUGCCACCAAUGGCAUUCACACAGCCUGCUGGAGCCAGCCCUCCCCUGCUUCAUUGUGCACAGCAGGACCUGCAGGUUCCUGCUCCCCUGGCUGUGAAAGCAGACAGGCCCAGGCCAUCCGUGGUGCACCACCACCACUACCCUGCUGCAGGGAUUCUCCCAGUGCCCCAUGAGCAAUUCCCAUCCACAUCCAUGGCACAUCACUGGACGAGCGGCACAAUCCCUGCCCUUCCCACGUGGCCCACAUACUGACAGGACAUGUUCCUCUCAACUGGACCAUAGCACUGCUGAAGUCAACCUGUAUUUGAACAGUUCCAUCUGAUUGACAGCCUAAUAUCAAUAAAACUGCACAUUGUUGGUAUAGGAAGUAGCAGAACUCUGCCCUACCUGUGUGAACUGGCUUCACACACUGUUCGGAUAAAUAAUUCUCAGUGAUGAAGAAUAGAAGGAAAUCUGCUCCUGCAGGGUUUGAACACUGAGGUGCAAUAAGUGCAAUCCACAUUUUCAGCCCCAGGAGGGCUCUGAUUCCCCAUCUUUCCCAAAUAUCGUAGUUACAAAGCUGGUCAAGGCUUUCUUCCCAAAGAGCUAUUGGAAGCUAACUUAAGCAGCUUGGAAUUGCAUAUAUUUGUUUCAUUAUUUCUCAAUCCUUCCCUUAUAUAAUCAAGGUUUAGACUUGAUUUAAGCACACAAAAUAAAAUCUUGUGGUUCUUCCUGGAA
This is a messenger RNA of Neopsephotus bourkii (Bourke's parrot), 1373 nucleotides long. RefSeq names its product chromosome unknown C21orf58 homolog (gene CUNH21orf58). The transcript is spliced from 9 exons. The coding region runs from base 138 to 908 and encodes 256 amino acids. Lineage: Eukaryota; Metazoa; Chordata; Aves; Psittaciformes; Psittacidae. The record is from RefSeq and is a predicted model, not a curated record.